Messenger RNA from Arabis nemorensis, 690 nucleotides. The record is from the annotation of a GenBank genome assembly. Lineage: Eukaryota; Viridiplantae; Streptophyta; Magnoliopsida; Brassicales; Brassicaceae.
AUGGCUCGUAAAAAGAGUUUGGCUAAACGAACGGAAUCGGAUGAGGUGGAUUCAAAUGAGGAAUCAGAUGAGGAAUCAGUAGAGGAAUCAAAUGAGGCUUCAGAGGAGGAAGCAGAAGAGGAAGUAGAAGCGGAAGUACAAGCGGAAGUACAAGAGGAACUUAGUGAAGGAUUAAAGGACAUACACGAGAAGCUUGAUGCACAAGAUAAAAGAAUCAUAGCUGUUGAAGCAUUUGUGAAGAAUGCACAAGAUAGUGUACCUGAUAUGGAUGAUGAGUGGAGAUGUAAUGAUGUUGGUUAUGAUUUCAGUUUUGAUAGGGCUGGAAUAGAUCAGGAAGGAGCAGAUACUGCUGGUAAAGGAGCAGGGAGUGUUGGUAAAGAAGCAGGAGAAGAAGAAGCAUGGAGUGUUGAAGCAGGUAAUAGAUAUGUUGUCAUGGAGGGGGAAGUAGGUGUGAGUGAACCAGAGGGUGAUGUCAUGGAAGAAUCUGAGAGUGAGAUGGACCCGAAUGUGAUCGCUGCGGAAAGUCACAUUGAAUCAGAGGGUAAGACUGAUGAGGUUGGUUAUGAAGAAAUUGUGCGUACUCCUAGUAAACUGGUGAAGAGAGGAAAUCAGAAACUGAAAAUUUUAUCAUCUCAGAAGAAGAGGAUUAGAAGGCCUUCUCGUUUCCAACUGUCUCCUUUUGAUCAUUAG